CUGAGUUAAUUGGGAUUUGUUUAUAAACAGACGCAAAGAUAAGGGGGAACAAACCUCUCUGCCUCUUUCUCUCUCUCACCUCUUCUUCCUCCUCAGAUUCUUUCUCGUCUUUUAAAACCUUUUUUUUUAAUCUCUUCUGGAUUCAUCUUCUUGGUUUUGGAUUUCCAGUUUGAUUCUUCUGAUCAAUCGAUCCAUGUGAAUGAUUCCAUCUGAAACGUUCUCUUGAACAGAUUGUAUUGGAAAGUGUAACUGCAGUGCAAUGAACUCUGUAUCCGUCACCCUCAAAUUCCAUAUAGCUCCGGAACUCUCUUCUGAUAUAAACAACUGUCGAAUAAAUAUCAAGUGUUUGGUUUCUUGUAGUCAAGCAGCAAUGCACGUGUUGUGGAUGCCCGUCACUGAUACCUAGGUUCUAGAUUAUUGUUUCACUAGAGAUAGAAAAGUAAUCAGUCUUGUUUUUUUGGAAGGAUUUGGUAGGGAUUGAACAAAGGUAUCACAAUAUGGGUCUACCACAGACUGCUUCAAGUGAACAAACCCAUGAAGCAUCAUCAUCGUCUGCUCCAAGUUCCAGCCUUUCGCAAAGUCUGCCUUUGCAUUCCACUUCCCAUCAUUCAGAUAGCCUUAACAUAGGAAGCGAUGAAGGCAUUUGCUCUUCCAUUGGAGAAUUUGAUAGGAAAACAUCAUUGGAGCCUCCGGAGUUCACAGAUGAUAAGCAUAGGUUCCUUGCUACCACCUCAUCUAGUACUGCUCAUGGGUCGGCUAGCUACACUGUGGAUAAAGUUAGUUCGAGUCUAACUGGAGCUAGAAGGAUAGUUGGUUUUGCAUCAACCGAAACUACCUCAUUGGACAAGGAACAAGCGAGUGUCGCUGUUGAUCAUUCUCUGUCGUCCACUGUUGGAGCAGAUGUUGGUGGAGCGUUGGUCAGGAAACGUGUACUCUCCCCUCUCAACACUCUCUUCCCUGUGAAAUUCAGAGGAGACCUUCUUGAUAUCAGCUGUACUACUUACUCUGGUCUUUCUAAUGGAUUCUCCAAUUCUGUCUCACAAGAUCACACCAAGGUUAACCUCCCUGGUAGGUUGCAUCUCUCCACCACUCCUACGGCCACAUCUACUCGCUGGGAAUGGAAGAACGCCUCGAACAGUAGCAGACUCUCCUCCAUGGUCUUCACUGAUGGUCCAUUGCUUGACUCUGCAGACCACCACCGGCCCACAAAAGGUGAGGUUUGCUUAUAUUCACCAGUGUAUGGUACCUUACCUUGUGAUAAGGAUAUAUCUGCCUCUCCGCCGCUCUCUCUCUCACCGCUUGGUCCUAAGUUCUCUGAGAGGAUGAAGAGUAGCAAAAACGGGAAGAUAGUUGAAGAGUUGAGGAAUAUCAGUGAAGAAGCAGAGCUAAGAAUCGACCGUAGGUUGUUUGAUGAUGCAUAUGCUCUAAGGAGAGCAUUUUCGAUGGAGAGAGGUGUUGAACCAGCUCCUUUGUCUCCAUGCAGAAGGUUCACUAGAAGCUUGAGUGGGCGCCCCAUUCAGAGGUCAUUGGUUGGUUCUUUCGAGGAGUCAUUAUUGACAGGAAGAUUGUCAUGCGGGACAACAAAUCAGAAGAUUGAUGGUUUUCUAGCGGUUCUUAGUGUAGCUGGGGGAGACAUAUCUCCAAAAUCACAGAAGCUUCCAUUCUCAGUAACAAGCGUUGGUGAUGAUUGCGUGUUGCUAUAUUAUGCCUCCAUAGAUCUUGGUGGAGGAUCUAAAUCGAACAAGUUCUGGAGCCAGAAGUUGAAAACAAGUCAAAUAAACUUUGAUGCUCAGAGCUCCUCCAAGAGCCAACUGCGGAUCCCCAUGAAGGGUCGGAUUCAACUGGUUCUUAGUAAUCCUGAGAAAACACCUCUUCACACUUUCCUCUGUAACUAUGACUUAACUGAUAUGCCAGCCGGAACAAAGACUUUCUUGCGGCAAAAGGUUACUCUGGGAUCCUCUAAUCCAACCAGUGAAGCAACGCAAGAGAACACUAGAAAAACCAAAAGCUGUGCAAAAGAGAACAAAACAGAAUGUGAAGGAUCUGAUUCAGUGGAAGGAGAUGAGAAACUUGAUGAGUUGCAAGAAAGUGAGAAAAGAUGUUUAAAAUCUUCCAAAGAAUGUAACGGUGGUUCUGGUGCUCUACGGUACGCACUACAUCUGAGGUUUAUUUGCCCAUUACCCAAGAAAGCUUCAAAGAAACCUGAUAAUGACGACACCACGGGGCAAAAGAAAAACUUGGAUUCAGAUGGGAAGAGGAGAUUCUAUCUGUACAACGACUUGAGAGUCGUGUUUCCACAACGCCACACAGAUUCAGAUGAAGGAAAGUUGAAUGUGGAGUACCAUUACCCAGAAAACCCAAGAUACUUCAACAUCACAGACUAGGUUUUUCACUGGUUGUAUUUCGUUUUCUUGUUUAAGAAGAAAUCAAUGGACUUAUUUGUACAUAACCAUGGCUUUGACACGACGUUGUACAGAUUCAGGCCUUACGUUAAACUCUUACUCUUGUCCUU
Messenger RNA from Raphanus sativus (radish), 2512 nucleotides. RefSeq lists its product as uncharacterized. The record is from RefSeq and is a predicted model, not a curated record. The transcript is spliced from 6 exons. Bases 498 to 2384 code for a protein of 628 amino acids. NCBI's taxonomy places the organism in Eukaryota, Viridiplantae, Streptophyta, Magnoliopsida, Brassicales, Brassicaceae.